AUGGCAGGACGGUCCUUUCAACACCUUCUUAGCUUUCUUAUGCUUUUGCUGCUAUGUGCCAAACCUGGCCUGGGGAGUGUUACUGGGUGCAUAGAGAGGGAGAGACAAGCUCUCCUUCACUUCAAACGUGGCCUUGUCGAUAAAUUUGGCCUUCUUUCCUCUUGGGGAGACGACAACAGAGAUUGUUGCCAAUGGAAAGGAGUCCAGUGUAGUAACCAAUCAGGGCACAUCAUCAUGCUUCAUCUUCAAGCCCCUCCUUCUGAAAAUCCUUACGAGUACCAGUCUCUGAGAGGUGAGAUAAGUCCUUCGCUGCUUGAAUUGGAGCACUUGACUCAUUUGGAUCUCAGCUGUAAUGAUUUUGAAGGGAGGCAUAUACCUCCAUUCCUUGGUUCCCUCAGCAGAAUGCAGUACCUCAAUCUCUCUCUGGCCAAUCUCGCUCAAACUGUUCCCACUCAACUGGGAAAUCUUUCCAACUUGCUUUCCCUUGACCUCAGCGAUAAUUAUAAUGACUUGAAUUCUAGGAACCUGGAGUGGCUUUCUCGUCUUUCUUCUUUAAGACACCUUGACCUGAGUUCUUUCGACCUUAGUGAAGCCAUCCACUGGUCCCAAGCAAUUAAUAAACUCCCUUCUCUCAUUCACUUGGAUUUACAAAAUUGUGGUCUCCCUCCCAUCCCUCCACUCACCAUUCCGUCUCUUUCCCAUGGGAAUUCCUCUGUCCCUCUUGUUUUCCUUGAUCUCUCUUGGAAUCAUCUCACUUCUUCAAUAUACCCAUGGCUGCUCAACUUUAGUACCACCCUCCUUCAUCUUGAUCUCUCUUCGAAUGAUUUAAACGGUUCGAUUCCGGAAUAUGCUUUUGGGAACAUGAGUUCCCUUGAAUAUCUUGAUCUCUCUGGGAGUCAACUUGAUGGUGAGAUUCUGAAUUCAAUUAGAGACAUGAGUUCACUUGCAUAUCUUGAUCUCUCUUCGAAUGAUUUAAACGGUUCGAUUCCGGAAUAUGCUUUUGGGAACAUGAGUUCCCUUGAAUAUCUUGAUCUCUCUGGGAGUCAACUUGAUGGUGAGAUUCUGAAUGCAAUUAGAGACAUGAGUUCACUUGCAUAUCUUGAUCUCUCUUCGAAUGAUUUAAACGGUUCGAUUUCGGAAUAUGCUUUUGGGAACAUGAGUUCCCUUGAAUAUCUUGAUCUCUCUUGGAGUCAACUUGAUGGUGAGAUUCUGAAUGCAAUUAGAGACAUGAGUUCACUUGCAUAUCUUGAUCUCUCUGACAAUCAACUGCAGGGCUCAAUUCCAGAUACAGUUGGGAAGAUGGUUUUACUUUCACAUCUUGAUCUCUCUGACAAUCAACUGCAGGGCUCAAUUCCAGAUACAAUUGGGAAGAUGGUUUUACUUUCACAUCUUGAUCUCUCUCGCAAUCAACUGCAGGGCUCAAUUCCAGAUACAAUUGGGAAGAUGGUUUUACUUUCACAUCUUGAUCUCUCUAGCAAUCAACUGCAGGGCUCAAUUCCAUAUACAAUUGGGAAGAUGGUUUUACUUUCACAUCUUGAUCUCUCUAGCAAUCAACUGCAGGGCUCAAUUCCAUAUACAAUUGGGAAGAUGGUUUUAUUUUCACAUCUUGAUCUCUCUCACAAUCAACUGCAGGGCUCAAUUCCAGAUAUUGUUGGGAACAUGGUUUCUCUUGAAAAACUCUCUCUCUCUGAGAAUCAUCUUCAAGGUGAGAUUCCAAAAUCCUUGAGUAAUUUAUGCAACUUACAAGCAUUAGAGUUGGAUAGAAACAAUCUCUCUGGACGGCUUGCACCAGACUUUGUGGCCUAUGCAAAUGACACAUUAGAGACUCUGUCUUUAUCGGAUAACCAAUUCAGUGGAUCAGUUCCUGCUCUCAUUGGAUUUUCAUCCUUGACAGGGUUAUAUCUUGAUUUUAAUCAACUAAAUGGAACUUUACCUGAAAGUGUUGGACAGCUGGCCAACCUUCUAUCCUUGGAUAUUGCCUCAAAUUCAUUGCUAGGUACUAUCUCUGAAGCCCAUCUCUUUAAUCUAUCCCAGUUGUCCUAUUUAGACUUAUCUUCCAACUCUCUCACUUUCAACAUGAGCUUGGAUUGGGUUCCUCCAUUUCAACUGCUUUCUCUACAAUUAGCCUCCUGCAAAUUGGGACCUCGUUUUCCUAGUUGGCUUCGUACUCAAAACCGGUUGAGUGAGCUUGAUAUCUCCAAUUCUGAAAUUUCAGAUGUCCUCCCAGACUGGUUUUGGGAUGUAACCUCAAGCAUCGAUACCUUAAGUAUUUCCAAUAAUCGGAUCAAUGGGACCUUACCGAAUUUAUCAUCAAAAUUUGGUUCUUUUUCUAACAUAGAUAUGAGCUCAAACUGUUUUGAGGGUUCAAUACCACAACUUCCUUAUGAUGUGCGAUGGUUGGAUCUCUCCAAUAACAAGUUAUCGGGGUCCAUUUCUUUAUUAUGUACAGUUGGUACUGAGUUACUUCUACUUGACCUCUCAAACAACUCGUUGUCGGGAGGGCUGCCCAAUUGUUGGGCGCGGUGGGAAAGAUUGGUAGUUCUUAAUUUGGAAAAUAACAGAUUUUCUGGGCAAAUUCCAAAUUCAUUUGGUUCCUUGCGAUCAAUUCAAACACUACAUUUGCGCAACAACAAUUUAACUGGAGAAUUGCCUUUAUCUUUUAAGAAUUGUACAAGUUUGAGGUUCAUUGAUUUGGCAAAAAAUAGGUUAUCAGGAAAAAUACCAGAAUGGAUUGGAGGAAGCCUCCCAAAUCUGACUGUUCUAAACCUAGGAUCUAAUAGAUUCAGUGGAGGUAUAUGUCCAGAGCUAUGCCAAUUGAAAAAUAUUCAAAUAUUGGACCUCUCUAGCAACAAUAUGUUAGGUGUUGUACCGAGAUGUGUUGGUGGUUUCACUGCCAUGACUAAGAAAGGGAGCUUGGUCAUUGUUCAUAAUUAUUCAUUUGCAGUCUUCGUUGAUAUGUUGCUGCCUUCACUUAUUUGGAAUGCCUUUUAUGUUGAUAGGGCAUUGGUUAAAUGGAAAGGAAGAGAAUUUGAAUAUAAAAGUACCCUUGGGCUUGUAAAGAGUAUUGAUUUUUCAAGCAACAAACUAUCGGGGGAAAUUCCAGAAGAAGUAAUUGAUCUUGUAGAAUUAGUUUCAUUAAACUUAUCAAGGAACAAUUUGACGAGACUGAUCCCUGCAAGAAUUGGUCAAUUGAAAUCAUUGGAGGUUCUUGAUUUGUCUCAAAAUAAACUCUUUGGUGAAAUUCCAGCUAGCCUUGUUGAAAUAAGUGAUCUAAGUGUCUUAGAUCUCUCUGACAACAACUUGUUUGGUAAAAUUCCACAAGGUACUCAACUUCAAAGCUUCAAUAUUGAUUCCUACAAGGGAAAUCCUGCACUCUGUGGAUUGCCUCUUCUGAAAAAGUGUUUUGAAGAUAAAAUAAAGCAAGAUUCUCCUACUCAUAACAUUGAAGACAAAAUUCAGCAAGAUGGAAAUGACAUGUGGUUUUAUGUUAGCGUUGCUCUUGGAUUCAUUGUUGGAUUUUGGGGAGUGUGUGGAACUUUACUACUCAACAACUCAUGGAGAUAUGCCUAUUUCCAAUUCUUGAAUAAAAUAAAAGAUUGGCUCUACGUGAUUAUAGCAAUAAAUAUGGCUAGAUUACAAAGGAGUCUUCAAAGCUAAAUGGAUUGCAACUCUUGUUCUUGCCAUAUUAGCAUGGUUGAAUGCAAAUCGUUGUGUCCUUCCUUCUAUGAUUGAUCUUGGGAUGUAAUAGGUUUCUUGUUUUAUUUUGAGGAUUACUUAUGUUCUUUAGAUGUGUAUUUUAUAUUUUAUUCAGAAAUUUGUGUGACA
This is a messenger RNA of Vitis riparia (riverbank grape), 3825 nucleotides long. Its product is annotated as receptor-like protein EIX2. Gene Ontology annotation, molecular function: protein binding. The coding region runs from base 1 to 3657 and encodes 1218 amino acids. Lineage: Eukaryota; Viridiplantae; Streptophyta; Magnoliopsida; Vitales; Vitaceae. The transcript has 2 exons. The record is from RefSeq and is a predicted model, not a curated record.